GCCAAGGGGCUUAGCCAAGACAGGAAGCCCCACACCCGGAGGCCUUAAAGAGAAAGCUGAGGCAGGGGCAGAGGAUGUAUGUCCAGGAUUCUGCCUGCAGAGUCCAAGAAGAGGGUAAGUGACAGGGGCCCCUGCCUCUGCCCAGAGCCUCAGCCAGAGAGCCUGGGGCAAAGCUGGACCUCCAGCCCUGUCCUCCAUCGGGACCCAGGGCUCCAGAUCCCACACGCUCGGUGGGCCUGAUCCCUCCCAGGCUGGGAAGGGGCUGACCCCAAUGUGGGUCCCCUGGUUCUCUCUUGCAGAACCUGCAGGAUGAAGGCUCUCCCCCUCCUCCUCCUCCCAGUCCUGUGGCUGCUGGUGUGUGGCAACUCACUGUGUCCCAUGGAUGAAGCCCUCAAUGAGAAGAUCCAAGAUGCCACCAGUUUCCUAAUACUUGACGUAAUAAGGAAAGUUCGCCUGGACUGCCGGAGUGUCACCUCCAGGGGGGACCUGGUCACCUGCCCCUCAGGCUUCGCUGUCACCGGCUGCACGUGUGGCUCUGCCUGUGGCUCGUGGGAUGUUCGCGCCGAGACCACAUGCCACUGCCAGUGCGCAGGCAUGGACUGGACAGGAGCCCGCUGCUGUCACCUGCAGGCCUAGUAGCCUAAAGUUGCACCUGCCUACGGGAUGGGCCUGGAGGGCGUGGCCAGCCUCAGAGGGGUGGGGUCAUGCCUCGGAGGGGCGGGGCUAGAAAUAAAGGCUGAGAAGAGGAUGGAGAGGGCCUGGGCCCUGUGCUGUGUCUUCUGUGGGGUGUGGGAGACUGAGCUGGCGUCUCCAAAAAGAGCGAGGCGCGUAGUCACCAGAGGGAGGUGGGUGGGGGGACAACUGCGACUUUCUUCUGCCCCAUUCCCCCCUCCUCCC
Molecule: messenger RNA, 897 nt
Organism: Vicugna pacos (alpaca)
Lineage: Eukaryota; Metazoa; Chordata; Mammalia; Artiodactyla; Camelidae
Source: RefSeq, a predicted model, not a curated record